UAACACAUUGUAAAACGAAUCCGCCCACUCAUUUCAAUUCUCCAAUGAGAAAGCACCACAUACACGUCUGGAAAAUCAAAGAAAUAUUUUAUUUAUUGACUCGAGCUUGAUAAUGUUUGACGCAAUCGUUUGUUACGCGCUACGGGAAAUAUAUCGCAGAAAAGUGCUCUAGCAAGCGGUGAAUAAAAAUAUUCAAAGUUAGCAUGACAUCGUUAAGACAAUAAAUCAAGAGCAGUGUGUGGUGAAUGUGUGUAUGUUUUAAAUUUAUGAUAAGAAGUUCAAAGUAAAAAUGAGUGCACCGAUAAUUAUCACGGUACCAAAUAACUACUUGGCGGUGGAUGAAGUGGACUCCAAGGACGUGAUGGAUGACAUAGCUACGCCACCACCAUCGAGGAAACGGCGGCUGGAUCAUCUAACAUGGGAGGAAAAGAUGCAAAGGAAGAAGCUGAAAAAUCGCGUGGCGGCACAGACAUCGCGCGACAGAAAGAAGGCCAAAAUGGACGAGAUGGAAUUUCAGAUUAAAAAGUUGAUGGAAUCCAACGAGAGACUAACGAACGAGGUGUCGAGCUUAAAAGCUUUGAACGAGCGUUUGUUGAGUGAGAACGCUUCGCUACGCAGCGAGGCAGCGGCGCGGAACGUCGCGGGGGCCCAGGGACCAGCAGAGUCUACUCCUCAGCAGCAGGAGGGGCCCCCGACGGCGAUCCGCGCGGCGCGCCUGCUACUAGCGAUGUGCCUACUCUCACAGACCUCCUUGCACACUUCGACUCAGAAGAGUAUCUCGACACCCUCCAUCAACUUGCAGACUCCCUCCUCAAAGAAAUUGAUGCAGGUGCUGCAGGAGCGUCUGAAGAUACCAAUGCUAAAAACAGUCGGUGUUGACAUUACAUGCCCUGUCUCAGUCCGGAUCCCUGGAGAGUGCCCUAAAGGAGUUGAAGUGGUGGGGUCCACAGCAAAGCACCUGGAAUCCAGUGAAGGUGCAGUCGUAGACCUCAAGCACGACGUCAACAGGAUACUGUCACAACACUCAUAUGCACAUCCCUACAUACCCGAUGUGAUUGUCACUAAACCAGAAGAAACAGUACAAAUUAAAGAAGAAAUAGGAAACGACAAAGGGGACAUAUUUUACACCAGCGUCGAUGACGCCAACGACUGCAUCACUGUCGAAGUGCCUUGCGAUGAACAAAUUGUGGAAGAGGUGACCGCAACCCAAACUGAGAUGGAUACAAAUUCCAUGACAGAUGUUUCUGGAAUAUCUCUAGAUUGUGAUCUCAAAAUGUUUUCACCAUUGAGUCUUUCUCCUAAUGUGGCCGAAGAGAAUGUAUUACUGUCGCCCUCCCACACCAGUAUAUCGGAUCUUGGUUAUGAAUCAUUAUCCUCGCCUCUCAGUGAGUCUGAGUCUAUGGACCUUUCAGAUUUUUGGUGUGAAUCAUUUUCAGAAUUAUUUCCAGGAUUAGCUUAAAGGAGCAAUUCUGCAUUUUUCUCACCAAAGACUGACUAAUUAUAGAUAUUUUUAAUUUAAGAAUAAUUUGUAACUGGUUAAUAUAUGUUUUAAUUAUGUAGGGAUAUGUAAAUAGUGUUGUAAAUAAAUAUGUAUUCUGUGAAUCAAAUAA
Diatraea saccharalis (sugarcane borer) is the source of this 1610-nucleotide messenger RNA. The record is from the annotation of a GenBank genome assembly. Lineage: Eukaryota; Metazoa; Arthropoda; Insecta; Lepidoptera; Crambidae.